Molecule: messenger RNA, 333 nt
Organism: Strongylus vulgaris
Lineage: Eukaryota; Metazoa; Nematoda; Chromadorea; Rhabditida; Strongylidae
Source: the annotation of a GenBank genome assembly
AUGGAUCGCGUUCCUCCUGCUCGUGUCUUGCCAAACAACCCUCAUCCUCCUCACCAGCAGUAUAUGGCUCAUCCUGCUCAACUCCCGUCAAUGGUCCAUCGAACUUCUCCUACUGGAUACGUUACCAAUCAGGUUUGGGUAGCCACCCCCGCUCGUGACCAGCGCACCCCCGCGCAAAGGGCCCGAGAAGCUGCGAUUAUGAAUCAGUGCAAUGAAAUGCUUCGCAAUGCAAAUUCUCUGGAUCAAAAUGGCCGUCAGUUGGUUGUAGCUUUUAUGACGGGAAAUAAAUAUAAAAUGACUAUGCUUAAGAUAAACGCCUUGUUUCUUAUCUGA